Kwoniella botswanensis is the source of this 1662-nucleotide messenger RNA. RefSeq lists its product as uncharacterized. Bases 1 to 1662 code for a protein of 553 amino acids. Lineage: Eukaryota; Fungi; Basidiomycota; Tremellomycetes; Tremellales; Cryptococcaceae. The transcript has 6 exons. The record is from RefSeq and is a predicted model, not a curated record.
AUGUAUCCUCCACCUCCACCACCCCCAGGGAGGUACGGAGGUACAUCCUCCUCUUCUCAACGUUUUAAACCUGCGUCAUCUGGAUCCGAAUCAUCCUCAUCCAGACUUACGACCACCACUGUACUUGAUGCUCGAUCUCAUCCCAUAGCGUCAUCCCCUCUGGCCUCAACAGUCUUUUCGCACGAUUACAUAACGGGUGUCUCAUCGAGCUCCACUGUGCCCGUUGAAAUUGGUCCUACAAGCGAUGAUAUCGACUGGGUUUUCACGCCUCCUGUACUGGUGAAACAUGGGAUGUUCGCAGGUAGAUCUCUGAGAUUCGCUCUGGCAGUAGCUCAGGAGCCAGUGCUGGGCAGGCGAAAGACGGAAAAGGAUCGCAGACCCCUUGGUCCAGCACCAAUCAUACGGUUUCGCGCGAUGGAACGUAAAAGACGUAGAAGAGGUAGGGGAAGUGGGAGUGGAAGUGGAAGUGGGAGCGGGAGCGGGACAGGCUCAGAAGAGGAAGUCGAUCCGAGUUCAAUCGAACCGAGUCAUCUGAUAUGCGCUGCGGAACUCGGUCCUCUUACGGAGGAGCAAGACAUACAGAGUAUCACCCGGUCCACCUCUGCGCAGACAUUUCACCCAAGACCGACAUCUCGAACAGCAGCUGAGUAUGGUAGUCAAAUACCAGCGGGGACGGAGUACGACCAUGAAGGCAGCGACGAUCAGGAUGUACCUAUGAUCGACACGAUGGGUGAACGAUUGGAAAUCAUGCGAUCUUCUCCUCCUACCAUACCACAAGGUGGAUCCUUCGCGAAAGAAAGGGAAUCGAAUAUAAGAUCAGGGAGUGGAACACCACAUCAGGGUGAGGAGGAGAUGGUGGUUGAUGAUCCCUCUUCCGAUGAUGAAUUGGACGAAGAUGAAGAUCAACCUAUCCCCAUGAUGGAGUCUGAAUUUCCUACAAAGAAGUCGUCCAGCAGGCGGUCAAGUGCAAGAUCAACCCCGAAGGCAGGCGGCUCAGCAGCAUUCUCACAGGUUGUGAGAAAUCUUUAUGGUAAUUUGCAUGUUGCGGGUGUGAGAGUACCUGCUCCAGAAGGUGGAAUGGGAACUUGGUUUUUAUUCACCGAUCUCUCUGUUAGACAUGAAGGCACUUAUUCAUUACGAUUUCGAUGUUUCGACCUCACUGCUAUCGCGUCUGAUGAGGGGACUCCUGCACCUUGCUUGGUCGAGGCGCAAAGCCAGCCGUUUAGGGUCUAUUCACCUAGACAGGUUCCUCCAUUACCAAAACCUACUGAACUAGCUGAACAUUUCGCCAAGCAGGGUUUCAAGCUGAACACUAGGAAGAACGAACGAACAGCGUCAUCCCCUCCUCCACCCGCUAUACCUCCCCCACCAACAUUUUCUGAUAAACCCAAUAAGAAGCCCGCUACUGUCAAAACGAGAGAAAGACCGGGAGUGAAACCUCUUCAGGAGAGUGAUAGUGGCCGCAGCACUUCUGGUGGUCAAGGUGGACUAGCAGGUGGAUCGUCGACUGGAUCAAGCUUGACGACUAUGCAUGACUUGUCGGGUGAGAGUGGGAGUAUCGUCUUAUCUGGAUCUGGAGGGUCGGGCUCCAUCGGCUUGGCUUCUGGAUCGGCCGGAUCGGCGGGGAGUAUACUUUUGAAUCCGAUCGACGAGGAUAAAUAG